This is a messenger RNA of Moneuplotes crassus, 3077 nucleotides long. Lineage: Eukaryota; Ciliophora; Spirotrichea; Euplotida; Euplotidae. The record is from the annotation of a GenBank genome assembly.
AUGAAAAAGUGGACCCAACAAGAAUCUGAUCUUCUGAUUCACCUAAAAUCCCAAAACCCCUCUGCUUCUUGGGAAUCCCUUCGCAAGCACUUUCAAAACCGUUCUUGUAGUGCCCUGUGCAACAGAUGGAGUAAGAUAGACCCUUCCUUCUCCAGAAGUCAGUGGACUCAGGCUGACAAGCAAGAGUUGUUUGAUAAGGUUUUUGAUAUUGUUGUUACUAGUGCUGAACAGAUUGCGGAGACAUUGGGGGUGAAGAGGCAUAAGGCUGAUGUGACCAAGCAGGUAGGGAAGAUAAGGGAGGUGGCUGCGAGAGGGUAUCUGGGAUGUGAGUACAAGCUCAAGGGGGAAAGGAAGAGGGGGAGGAAUAAGGAGGGGGAGACUGCAGCAACAGAAUGUAAGAGAGUUAAGGAUGGUGAAGAGUUUGUGAAGAGGGAUGAUAGAGGGAUAAAGAAGAGAGUUGUCAAGGAAGAGUGUAAAGGAAGUGAGCAGGGGAGAUGUGGUGUUGAGAGCAUGGAUAGAAAUAGGUUCCCGGAGUUUCCGACUGGGCUUACGAGAAAUGAGUUUUUACAACGUGUGAGUUCACUCCCUUUAGCUGAUGGAGAUGAGUGGACAUUUCAAGAAGAUCAAAAUAUUCUGAAACUUUAUCAAGAACUUGGAGCGAACUGGACAAGAAUUUCAGUGUUUACAGAUGAUAAAAGUGCAGAGCAUGUUAAGCAACGUUUUAGAAAUUUGCUUAGUUGGGGUGCUUAUAGCUAUCAAAAACAGAUUCAUGCAGAGGAUCCAUUAAGAUCGAGACCUUCAGAUAUUGCUGAGUGAGUUAAAUCACUAAUAAAAGAAUUACCUGGACAAAAAAAUAAUGGCCAAAAACUUUGUAGCAAAGUAAAAUUUGAAACUUGAGCAAACAUAUCCGAAUCAGAUGAUUCAGGGGAUUCUGAGUUUUCAUAUCUGUCUAUCCAAAACUUUUUAUCCAAACGGAUUACUCCCUUAAACCUCAGAAAUCUUUUGCCAAAACCACUACCAAACAAUCUCUCCAAAUACGUUUUUAAUCUAUACCAAGUGCUUGCUAAAAUUCCGUCAAAAAUGGGAAUGAACAAAUGGACUGAGCAGGAAGAUGAACUUCUGAUCAAACUUAAGCAGCAGAACCCUGGGGCUCAGAAGAAGUACUUUGUCAAGUUUUUUAAAGGGAGGACUGUGAAAGGGAUAGAGCAUAGGUGGGCUAAGAUAAAUCCUUUGUUUGCUCAAGGUAAAUGGGACCAGUAUGAGAAGGUUCAGCUUUUUGAGAAGGUAUUUGAAGUUGUAUCUGCCAAUAAUCAUCUUAUAAGGCAAGCAUUGGAUACUCAAAGACAUAAAGCAGAUGUCAAGCAGCAGAUAUACAGAAUUAAGGAAUUAGCUGCCUUUGGAUAUCUUGGAGUAGAUUAUAAAAUUGGAAAGACCAAGAUUAAACCAGAGAGAAAAAGAGAAUCAAAAGCUGAAAUAAAGUCAUCUCAAAAGAUCCUCAAAUUUGAAGAUACUUACAAUACGAUAGAGAAUAUUCAAAACAUACAGAGAAGAAAUGGGAUAACCUUGAUUAAAAAAGAGGAAAAGAAUCUGGGAGAAUUUAAAGAUGAUAAACCUAUAUACCGAAUAUGUGGAGGAAUUAAAUCUAUAAACAGUACUCAAAAUAAUCUUUUAAAUAUACCAAAAGGACUCUGUAGGGAGGAAUUCCUCCAUCGUAUAAACUCAUUGCCUUCAGCCGAUGAAGACAAAUGGAUAGCUCAAGAAGAUCAAAAACUCCUCCAGCUUUACCAACAGCUUGGACCCUCAUGGACACAAAUUUCAGUAUUUACAGAUGGUAGAAAUGCAGAGCAAGUCAAGCAACGCUUCUGCAGUUUACUCAGCUGGGGUGCCUACAACUACCAACGGCAGAUAUGUGCAGAAGACCCAUUGAACUCGAGGAAGUCAGAUAUUGACGAAUGAGUCCAAGUGUUACUAAAGGAAUUGAUUGAAAAGAAAAAUAAAACAAAAGGAUUGAUGAAACCACCAAAAUUACAAUCUCUAAAAUUUUCGAAAAACCAAAUGAGUAUAAAAAAGUGGACUAAAGAGGAAGACAAUCUGCUCGUCAAAUUGAAACAACAAAACCCUGACUCUCACAUGAAAACAAUGGUCAAAUUCUUUGAAGGGAGGACCUUAAGAGGUAUCCAACAGAGAUGGAACAAGAUUAACCCAUCCUUCACCCAAGGAAAAUGGGAGCAGCAUGAAAAGUUCCAGCUUUUUGAGAAAAUAUUUGAUGUUAUUAAUGCCAGCAUUGACCAGAUAAAGAAAUCUUUGGAUACUAGGAGACAGAAAGUCGAUGUUAAUAAGCAGAUUAAUGUGUUUAAGAAGGCAGCUGGAGGAGCAUACCUUGGUCCUAACUAUGAAGUUAAAGCAGAUAGAGUAAAACCUGAGAAGAAGAGAGAGUCUAAAGCUGAUACUAAGGAGUUGUAUAAGAGAAUGAAACUUGAAGAAACUUAUGAUGCUAUUGGUCAGAUACAUAAUAUUCAAAAAGAUAUUAAUAAGAGGCUAGUUAAAAAAGAAUCAAAGUAUAACGAGGAUUCUUCAAACUAUCGAUCAAGUGAUUCAGAGGAUAGUAAGUCAUAUGCGAAUGAAAGGGGAGAUCAAUCCUUUCCUCAUUUAAAAAAAGAUCUGACUCAUGAUAUCUCCAAAGGAGAUCAGAAGUAUACUUUUGAAGAAGACUCAGGAAUUCUUAAACUAUAUCAAAAUAUAGGCCCUGAUUGGUCUAGAAUUUCCUUAAGUACAGACGGAAGAAAUGCACAGCAAGUGGAAAAGCACUUUUGUAAUUUACUCUCCUGGGGAUCUUACAAGUUUGGUCAAAAAGUUGACAUAAAAUUUCCCUUAAAAACAAAACCCUCCAGAAUAGCUAAAUGCAUCAAGACUCUACUUAAAGAAGAUAUCAGGGUAGAAGGUAGAUCAAAGGAACUGGCUAGCAAAAUAAAAUUCGAGAGCUGAGCUAACAUAUCAGACUCAGAUGACUCAGGCGGAUCAGAAUUCUCUUACUAAUUUAAUACCUCCGCUUAUAAUUCUUCUUAAACCUUCCAUUA